AUGCCCACCACCCGACCACCCUCCGCUCUUCAGCAAGCCUGGUACAAAUGGAAAGCCCUCCGACUUCCCUGGCGGAAACAAUGGCUCGUGGGCGCCGACCUAGCAGGAAACACCUUCUGGGAAUUCAAAGACGCUCUGAAUGCGAAUCGGUUAAGGAGGAUCGUGCGGUACACACGGAAGAUUCAUUAUGCGGAUGUGAAGAUUAGUCCGCAAUGGCAUCAAUGGCUUCGACACACGCGCGAGGAAGCACCUUCGAUUCAAGAGCAGCAGUAUGAGAUUUCGAGGCAGGCGAUGAUGAAGAGGUUAGCUGCGGAAGCGGAUGAGCGGUGGAAGAGUAUACCCUCGUUUCUCGAUGCGCCGAGUAAGCAGCAGCCGCAACCAGCGAUUGGAGUGGAGGAUCCUGGUGGGUACGCGCAGCCGACGGAGCCGGAGGAGAAGCAGGGUGUAAGGAAUGCUGUUGAGAGUGAGGAGAAGGUCGCGGCGGCGAGUGAGGGGAGAGUGGAAGAUGAAGGGAGGUUUAGGGUAAGGACGAGGGAGAAGAAGGGACCGAAAGAGAACCCUUGGGCACAUCUGCAGCCGAAGGGAGCACCAAGUGAGAGCUGGCAGCCGCAGGAAUGGACGCCGGGUGUGGCGCAAAGAGGGCGAUAA
Messenger RNA from Zasmidium cellare ATCC 36951, 648 nucleotides. RefSeq lists its product as uncharacterized. The coding region runs from base 1 to 648 and encodes 215 amino acids. NCBI's taxonomy places the organism in Eukaryota, Fungi, Ascomycota, Dothideomycetes, Mycosphaerellales, Mycosphaerellaceae. The record is from RefSeq and is a predicted model, not a curated record. The transcript has 2 exons. Gene Ontology annotation, biological process: mitochondrial respiratory chain complex I assembly. Gene Ontology annotation, cellular component: membrane.